AUGCGUCUUUCAUUCGCCGGAAAAGCAGCUUUCGCUGUAUUCGUCUCAUCGGCCGCCGCCCUACAAUUGCCCGGACUCUCCUCGCUGCUUAAGCGCGAAGAUAUUGAACCAGGAUCGCCUCUCUACAAUUGUCACGCUGCAUGCGGCGAGGUGAUCUUGAUCUCUGAAGCAGGCAACUACUGCUCAAACUCAACCUUCACUACCGACCUGGACUCAUGUCUGAAAUGCGCCCUGACAUACAACAUCUGGCAAUACUACGGCGAUAGCGUCAAGUCUGCAGCGACAUCUUGCAGUGAUGAUGCCACUCCUAGCUCUUCCUCCGCUACCUCAGGCGCUGCAUCGGCUGGUGCGGCCACUGCCACUGCUACAACCACAGGUGAUACUUCUACAGUAACUGGAUCCACAUCCUCUAGCACUCCUUCUGGCACCACGUCAUCGGGAGCCGCAUCGGCAGCAACGGCAACUUCGGCGAGUGCGGCCUCCGCUUCGGCAAGUACAAAUGCUGCGUCAGGGACUCAACAAAAUGUCGUCUUCUCCAUGCUGAUGGGUGCUGCUGCUUGGGCCUUGAUAUAA
Molecule: messenger RNA, 573 nt
Organism: Penicillium brevicompactum
Lineage: Eukaryota; Fungi; Ascomycota; Eurotiomycetes; Eurotiales; Aspergillaceae
Exons: 3
Coding region: 1-573 (190 amino acids)
Source: RefSeq, a predicted model, not a curated record